GCAUCCAGCGCAGUGCCUCCCAGCGCUAGCGGGUCAUUAUCAUGCUCUCAAUGUGGAAACUGCUCACCGGUUUAUGCUCCUACCAGCACACUCGGCGAACACGCGCUUCAACAGACCUGCUUUUGGCACAGCAGUGGAGACCUAUGAAGAUCCCACUGAGGUUAAAGCUCACAUCUCACAUGCCAAGUCCACCGAGAGUUUCCUGGAAAUGCUACAGCCGUGGAUUUCCCGAUAUAAAUCGAGGGGCUAGGGCAGCGUGGAUAUAAUACGUCUCCGAAAAUGAAAAGGCUUUCUCGCAGAUUGACUUGGGCUUUGGCGGUACUACUGUGGGUAGCUGCGCUACUGUACUUGCUUUUAAGUAAACGAAAAGUGUCUGUUCUGGACUUACAAGAGGCUCGGGAGCGAAAGUUUUCAGAAGCAGACUGGGAUGACCUCCUGGACCAGUUUGAAGAGAAACACUACCUUAGUGCCCGAAGAUGGAAGCCCGGCCAAGAUCCAUACAAAUUAUAUGCCUUUAACCAGCGUGAGUGUGAACGGCUACCCAGCAACCGCGCUCUCCGAGAUACACGCCACUACAGAUGCUCCACCUUACACUAUUCUUCUGAACUUCCCUCCACAUCCAUCAUCAUCACCUUUCACAACGAGGCCAGGCCUACCUUGCUACGUACUCUCAGGAGUGUGCUCAACCGAACCCCCAUCCACCUGAUACAUGAAAUCAUACUGGUGGAUGACUUCAGUGAAGACUCUAAUGACUGCCUUCUGCUGACGAAGUUGCCCAAAGUGAAGUGCUUGCGAAAUGACCAGCGAGAGGGUCUAAUACGCUCCAGGGUCCGUGGGGCAGAUGCUGCUGGGGCCAGCGUCUUGACAUUCCUCGACAGCCACUGUGAAGUGAACAAAGACUGGCUCCCCCCUCUUCUUCAGAGAAUGAAGGAGAAUCCAACUCGUGUGGUGAGCCCCGUCAUCGACAUCAUCAACAUGGACACUUUUGCUUAUGUGGCAGCUUCGUCUGACCUCCGAGGAGGCUUUGACUGGAGUCUGCAUUUCAAGUGGGAGCAGUUGUCUGCUGAACAGAAAGCAAAGAGAGCUGACCCCACGGAGCCUAUUAAGACCCCAGUCAUUGCUGGUGGACUGUUCAUGAUUGACAAGAACUGGUUUAAUCACCUGGGAAAGUAUGAUACAGCCAUGGACAUCUGGGGAGGGGAAAACUUUGAGAUCUCCUUUCGUGUCUGGAUGUGUGGCGGCAGCCUGGAAAUUAUCCCCUGCAGCCGGGUUGGUCAUGUCUUCCGCAAGAAGCAUCCAUACAUCUUCCCUGAAGGCAAUGCCAAUACGUACAUAAAGAACACGAGGCGGACAGCUGAAGUUUGGAUGGAUGAAUUCAAACUAUUUUACUAUGCAGCACGACCAGCUGCCCGAGGAAAAACUUAUGGAGACAUCCAGGGCAGGCAAGAACUCCGGAAAAGGCUUAAAUGCAGAUCUUUCAAAUGGUACCUGGACAACGUUUAUCCUGAGCUAACAAUCCCAGAUGACUCAGACUCAAAGUCUGGCAUGAUCAGGCAGAGGCAAAACUGCCUUGAGUCUCGCAAGGUAGAAGGCCAGGAUUUGCCAGUGCUGGCACUAGGACCCUGCAUGGGCAGCAAGGGAGACCCUGCUCUGAGCCAGGAAUGGACAUACACGCACAGCCAGCAGAUUCGCCAGCAGCAGCACUGCCUGUCUCUCUCCACCAACUUCCCGGCUUCGCAGAUCCUGCUUUUGCCUUGCAACGCAGAAGAUGGUAAGCAGAGAUGGCAGAAAUCUGGCUCACACAUUGAACAUUUGGUUUCUCACUUCUGCUUGGAUAGUGAGAUGGCCCUGGAUGAAUCUGAGAGCAACAAGAUGCUUGUAAUAAACCCAUGUGAGCUGACAGCUUUCACCCAAAGAUGGGAAAUGGCAUUUUCCUGAUUCUGGAAGAUGGAUCGCAAUGAUCACACCCCAGAGGUGCUAAGGGACUGACAGCAUCUUAUCUGUUUCAGAAUAUUGUUGGCAGAGCCUACAAGAAAGUAGACACCAAUGAUGAUGGAUACAACGACUUUGUUUCUUCUUGGUUGUCAGUUUGUAGAGUUCACCUAUACCUGAUUUAAGGGUGAAUUUUUUAGGUCUCUGGCUAUUGCUAAGCACGCUUCAAAAUAGGUUACUGGAAUUCUAGUCUGAUGUCAUGUGGCUAGAUUCUGUAGCAAGACCCACUGAAAACUGACAGAAGAACAAUGGGGAAUUUUCAGUGAUUACUCUUCAGUUUUCAAUUCUUAUUGUUGGAUGAUUAGCCUCCACUGGAUGCCAAUUUGUAUAAUGUCUGGGCUACUGGAUUUUAAGAAAAUAAUGGAUACUAAACAUGAUCAAAAGCAUGCCCAACCUUCUUCCUGACUGUGGAUUGGGACACCAUGUGAUACAGUAUGUCAAAAAACCUGGGAGGGAGCCUUAAUUUACUCAUGUAAAAUUAAAUGGAUAUAUAGUUUAAAAAUCUUCUCUUGGAUCUAGGUGCUACAGUAUCUGUAAUUUUGGAGUAGCUAGUAACUUCAACAAAAGAAAAAAUAUUUCCAUCCAAAGGGCUGCCACUGCAAAAAUAUCAAGAUCACUCUUUUGUUUUAGAAAAGGAAUACACUUUCCUUGCAACAGGGAACAUUUCUUUCAUUGGAAAUGGGGAAUAGAACACGUAUUGGAAAUGAUGGUUACUGUGCUUAUAUUUUGAGGCAGAAACAGUAUUGUUGUGUAUUGGUCAGUCACUUCAAAUGUUCUGAUGUUUUUUCAUUCUGAAAUUGGGUUAUUCCAGUGCUCUUUGUGUUUUUUGGAAAGUUCUUGGGUAAUGUGACACAAAAGAAAAAGUUUGAAAUUUUUUCUCUCCUCGCUUGUCUAUCAGCCAGUUGCCAUGACUACACGGCUGGAAGUCUGCUCCACUUGUGCCCAAUUUAGAACCACACCUGACUUAAGAGGAACAGACUAUUUAAGAUCUGCCUUGGCAGGGCUCUGUGCUCUGUUAUAGAAUUUUGAUCUGAGCCUAAGCUUCGUUCCCCUCUUUUUUCAUAUUCCUUGCUUUGUGUUUUGUCCUGGAUUCUCAACCCUUACUUUGCUCUGACGUCCCUUUUGAGGUUUUGAAGUGUGAUAAUCAGUAGAAACUUGGCUGUGUUCUUGACGACGACUCUGGACUGUGUUUUCGUGAUUGUUAUUACUGCACCAGCCUGUUUAUCAUGCCUGCUUGUGCCUUCUCACUUGCCUACCUUCAGGUACUUCAUGCAACUCAGAGAGGCUCUUUAACCCCAGUAUAAAAUGCACAUUACAUACAUAACAUGACACAUAUUACCACAUGACCAUGACACAUAUAUUACCGCACAUACAGUAAUAUACUCUUUGUUUCUUACAUGGAAAUCCCAUUUCAUUAAUUUCAUACAGCAUGUCCCCGGGAAAAAAUGUUCUUUGCAUGUUGGACCAAAAUCCUUUUCAUAGAGCACAUCAGCGUUCCAACACAUGCAGGAUUCAUUCAUGUGAAGCAGGAUUCAUCAAUCCACUUAAUGUUUUAAAUCAUUUCCAAUGGCAAAUAAUUUCCAAUGGCCUAGUAAACACCUAGGCCACUGUUUAGUCUCACUUGUUUAAAAUUAAAUGAUCUGUGAUUUGUAUGUAAAAAUACAGAUUGUUCAGAGCAUGGUUUCCUUUGCAUUAUCUGUGUGCUUACCCAAAUUAUAUGAUGGUUGUUGACCUCCA
Molecule: messenger RNA, 3729 nt
Organism: Lepisosteus oculatus (spotted gar)
Lineage: Eukaryota; Metazoa; Chordata; Actinopteri; Semionotiformes; Lepisosteidae
Gene: galnt14
Product: UDP-N-acetyl-alpha-D-galactosamine:polypeptide N-acetylgalactosaminyltransferase 14 (GalNAc-T14)
Biological process (GO): protein O-linked glycosylation
Cellular component (GO): Golgi apparatus
Molecular function (GO): polypeptide N-acetylgalactosaminyltransferase activity
Source: RefSeq, a predicted model, not a curated record